AUGAGUUUUAAUGCGAGAGAAUUCCGCAAGUCCAAUAAAACGCAGAACAAGAACAAAUCAGUGGCGACGAGCCACCCCCUUUCAGAAAAUGACCGUCCAGACAAAAUUUCAUACAAUUUCCAAGUCCUUUCAAAUAGCAUAAAUACUAUGCUUUCAUAUAACAUUCACGUAGUAUUGACAUACAUCGGGGGAGACGGGGGUGGGGCAGGCGUCCCCACGGAAGCGGCAUUAAAACUUUUGAGUGAUUUUGCUCAGUCAAACGCGGCAAGACGGCGAGGUCCGGUCGGACGUCCAGUGGCAGUGCAUAUGCGUUGGGAAAAUGGCGGACAACGUUUUAAUUAA
Molecule: messenger RNA, 342 nt
Organism: Leptosia nina
Lineage: Eukaryota; Metazoa; Arthropoda; Insecta; Lepidoptera; Pieridae
Source: the annotation of a GenBank genome assembly